UCAGUCCCCCUUGAGCUUUAUCUCAGCACUUGAUCAUAUCAUCACAAUGCUUCAAAUUAUCGGAGGCCCUGUCCCUCCGAAUACCGACCAUGCAGUCAGUGUAUCACUUCCCACUUGGAGUGCAAAUGUGGCCUACGAGGAGGGGGAGUCAUGGGUGACAAACAGCAUGCAAUGCGGCUAUCCGCGGUUUUUCAUACAUCCAAUUAUACAAGAGCUGGCGGUUGAGAUAGUGCGUCGUUUUGGCUCCCCAAACUCGGAUACUGCCAUGUUAUUCCCAUCCACAACCACCGCGGAAUUAUGUCGUUCUUUCAUGAAAUCGAGAUUGCCCGUCGAACACCACGGCAGGAUCCGGAUUACGAGUUUUAGUCCCUCCCAUGAAACAGAUGCCGGAUUUCCCACCACAACAUUGUUGUUAUCGUCUGUGAUAUAUCCGAAGGAAUUCGCGCCCAUUGCCAAGCAGGUGUGGCAACACACCGGGAACGGCAUAUCGAGUCGGCGGGGCGAAUUCUGUCUGGGUGCACUGAGAAGUGGCUUUCUCGUUGAGAGAAAAUCCCAAGCGGCAGAUGUAGCGUUACGGAGAAUCUGUAAGGGCCCUCGGAGAUACCAGGGGCGUGAUUCCAUUAGUGGAACAGCACGAACGGAUGGGAACCACAAUCAGCCUCGGGACUUGUCCUCCGUAGGGGAAGCGCAAGAUGGCAAAGAAUAUGUACAAUUCAUUGAAGAGAGGUUUGGACGCAACUUGAACGUCUCGCUUGCUGACCAGGCACGAUUGGCUGUACGUCGAAGAAUAGCAGGAGUUCUGACCGCUGAUGUAGAGCUGAGUGAGGCUCUUCAAGAAACAUCAAGGGAAGGCCGUGUGGCGGGGCUUACGGAAGCAGAUGUUUUCCUUUACCCAACGGGUAUGAGCUCUAUCUUCAACACGCACCAAAUGUUGCUGGCUAGCAGAGGCCAACUGAAAAGCAUAUGUUUCGGGUUCCCUUAUAUUGAUUCACUGAAAAUUCUUCAGAAAUGGGGUCCAGGAUGUUUGUUCUAUGGCAACGGUUCUUCGGAGGAUCUCGACGAUUUGGAAUCACGGCUGCAAGCCGGUGAGCGAUUUCUGGCUUUGUUUACAGAGUUUCCAGGCAAUCCUUUACUGAAGUCUCCGGACCUGAAAAGAAUUCGCCAACUCGCUGAUAAGUAUGACUUUGCGGUCGUGGUAGACGAGACCGUGGGGAACUUCCUGAAUAUCAAUGUUCUCCCUUCUGCAGAUAUCGUGGUUAGCAGUUUGACCAAGAUAUUCAGUGGAGAUAGCAAUGUUAUGGGAGGAAGCGCAGUUCUCAAUCCUCAUGGAUGUUUUUACCAUUCUUUGAGAGAGACUUUUGCUCAUGAAUAUGAGGACAAUGUCUGGGCCGAAGAUGCCGUUUUCCUGGAGCGGAACAGCCGCGAUUUCGCGUCUCGAAUUGAGAAAAUCAAUAAAACCACAGAAAUAAUUGCAGACAUGUUAUUGGAGUCGCCACUGGUCAAACAUGUUUACUAUCCAAAACUCAACCCUUCCAAACCUCUCUAUGACGCAUUCCGCACCCAGAAUGGGGGGUAUGGCGGGCUCUUCUCUGUCACUUUCCAUUCAACUGAGGAAGCAAUCGCUUUCUUUGAUCAACUGGAAGUGCAUAAGGGCCCGAGUCUUGGAACGAAUUUUACAUUGAGCUGUCCAUAUACUUUGUUGGCCCACUAUGGCGAAUUAGAUUGGGCGAAUUCCUUUGGUAUCGAAUUUGGUCUAGUCAGAAUAAGUGUCGGCCUGGAAGAGGAGGCAGAUCUGCGUGAUCGGAUAGAACGGGCUUUGAAAGCGGUGUCUGAGGUCGGAGCAUGAUAUACCAUGGGAAGGAUUUUACUGCAUCAUCUUGAUCCCCGGGAUUCCAGGUUCCAAGGACCGCUGGCCCGCCUCAAGCUUCAGUCAUUUAUUAGGACUGCCUAAUUCAUUGUUGGUUCGUGACAAUAUUCGAGGCGCAAUAUGGAGACUUGCCUUCAGAUAUGGCGGCCCUUCUAUGGUGUAUUUAUGCAGUAUUACAGAUGGAAAAAGCGGUUUCAUCAGCGAAGGAUACUAUAAUCAUGUGCUG
Messenger RNA from Aspergillus aculeatus ATCC 16872, 2093 nucleotides. Its product is annotated as cystathionine gamma-synthase. Lineage: Eukaryota; Fungi; Ascomycota; Eurotiomycetes; Eurotiales; Aspergillaceae. The transcript is spliced from 5 exons. The coding region runs from base 47 to 1846 and encodes 599 amino acids. Gene Ontology annotation, biological process: transsulfuration. Gene Ontology annotation, molecular function: cystathionine gamma-synthase activity; pyridoxal phosphate binding. The record is from RefSeq and is a predicted model, not a curated record.